AACCCGAACAUUCAUGAAAGCAACAGAAGCUAGCUAGCUAGCUAGUAGCGAAGUGCCCCUCGCGCCGGAGAACAUGGCCGCAUCGUCGGAAUCCGACAUCUUGUCAAACCAGAAUUCCCGGCUUCCAGACGACACCGUUUUCUACGCAAUCUUCCCAGACUUCUCACUGAACUCCAAUCCUACCCCUGAUCUCUCCUCCUCCCUCCAAUCCCUCCACCUCCAAGUCCUCCAAACUAUCUCUUCCUUCACCACUGACUACCUAUGGCAGCACGAGCCCUUCGCUCUCUCACUCUCUUCCCUCCCUAAACCAUCCUGCUUCUGCUCCUCCCAUCUCCCCCACCUCCACGGCAAGCUCCGCUUCGGCGACAACCUCGACGACGAGUGGUUCGCCGUGUUCCUCCUCUUCCAUAUUUCAACGAGCUUCCCCUCCCUCUCGAUCCGAGUCUGGGACACCGACGGCGAGUUCUUGCUCAUCGAGGCCGCAUUCCACCUGCCCCGCUGGCUCAACCCCGAGAACAGCCUCAACCGCGUCUUUAUUCGGCAGGGCCAUCUCCAUAUCGUUCCCAAGGACCGGAUUCCGAGCCCAACCCUGGAAGACUCCCUGAGAUUCAUCUUCAAUCGCGGCGAAGAAUCGAGGGCGUCGGAGACGAUUCAGUCCUCGGUGAAGAAUAGAAUAUCAGAUUAUCCGGAGAGAGCCACGAGGAACAUGCAUUCCGUUAGGGUUAGGGUUCCAGUGUCCGUGGCGCAGGUCUUGAAGCACGAGCCCUGCUUGAUUUCCCUGGCGGUGGAGGGGUUCUACGAUCGCGACAUCGACGCCAUGAAGCACGCGGCGAGAAUGGAGAGAUUCUUGCCCAAAGGAAGAGAGGAAGAGCUGGUCUGCGUUUCGGUGAAGAUGUCAAGGGCAAUGUACGCUCAAUUGGUGCAACAGACCUUUCAGGCACCCAAGUGUUACCCUAUGCCUAAUAGGACCGAUGCAGCCGCGUAUGCAGAGGCCGAAUUGGGGCUGAAGAUCGCCUGCGGGCUUGAGAUGAUAUAUCAGCUGAGAAAGCGGGAGGGUUUGGAGGGGAAGGGGAGCACAUGGGAGGCGUAUAGGGAGAGUUUGGAGAGCAGUGGUUACUUUCAAGGGUUACUUCCCGGGUCCAAGGAGUAUCAGAGGUUGAUUGACAAUGCGGAGGAGUAUUACCGAAACAGUUCUUUGUUUGCGAGGGCCAGUGGAAUGUUGAGUGCUCCAGUAAGACGAAUCGAUGAAAUUCUUGCUUUACCCCACUCAGCUGAUGAUUUUAGCAGUCAGGAGGUUCCUCCUUCUGAUGAUGAUACUUGGCUUUACAAUGGAGAAGAUGAGUUAAACUCUGCUCUUUUUGAGAGACAAAAGGAGAUGGACCUCUAUAAUUCAAAACGUAAAAAGAAACAGAAAGGACAGGAAGAUACUGAUCCUUCUUCCAGUUCGAAUCUAGAUGAGGCCGCUCUUGGUGAUAUAGCAAAAACCAUGCAGGCUUUUGUCCAUAAGGUGUCAAGUUACAAGGGAGCUGAGGUUCCUGAAAACAGGAACCUAAAAGAAGUGGACCUUAAUGUUGACCGUUUCAUUAAAGACAUCGAAUCAGUAAUGAAGCGCCAAGGUUUUGAAAAUGCUGGCAGUGAUGUUGAUGUAGAAGGGUCGUCAUCUGACUUUGAUUUGGAUGACUCCGAGGAUGAGAGUGAUAUUGCAGAACCUUCUGAGGAUAAUAAGGAUGGGGAGGAUACUUUCAUGCAUUCCUAUUCUGAUGUUAUGAAUGAAGAGUUGAAGACCACCACCCUUGAGAAAAGUUUUGUUCGUGCUAAUGAGCAAGCACCAAAGAAAGCUGAGGGAAAAUCAAAUGCGGCAGAAAAUAUGGAUGAGGAUUUCACUCCUGUGGAUGUUGAUGUGAAUCUUGUAAAGAGUUUUCUUGACUCCUUUUCAUCCCAACAAGGACUUCCUGGUCCUGCUUCCAAUUUGCUUGGGCUCAUGGGUGUGAAUCUGCCACGCGAUAAUGACAAGAAGGGUGAAUGAUUCAGCAGGACUUGUCCAGUUUUGUCUCUCUUCUCAUAGUCUAUGGUUACAUAUGUGUUUCGCAACUGUUGUGCUCAACUUCCUUUGCAAUGUAUAUGGUGUUGGCAGGGCUUGUGCAUGAUGACCACAUGCUUAUAUUAAGUUUGGCUACUUGCUAGUGAAUGUCUGUGUACUAGGUGGAGUGUAAAAACCCCUUACUGAGGAAUUUUACAUAUCUGAGUUUUUGAGGUUUUUUUCA
Juglans microcarpa x Juglans regia is the source of this 2264-nucleotide messenger RNA. Its product is annotated as protein ecdysoneless homolog. The record is from RefSeq and is a predicted model, not a curated record. Gene Ontology annotation, cellular component: nucleus. Bases 74 to 2026 code for a protein of 650 amino acids. The transcript is spliced from 5 exons. NCBI's taxonomy places the organism in Eukaryota, Viridiplantae, Streptophyta, Magnoliopsida, Fagales, Juglandaceae.